Messenger RNA from Anneissia japonica, 1398 nucleotides. Its product is annotated as TBC1 domain family member 15-like. The record is from RefSeq and is a predicted model, not a curated record. The transcript has 7 exons. NCBI's taxonomy places the organism in Eukaryota, Metazoa, Echinodermata, Crinoidea, Comatulida, Comatulidae. Gene Ontology annotation, biological process: activation of GTPase activity. Gene Ontology annotation, molecular function: GTPase activator activity. The coding region runs from base 403 to 1383 and encodes 326 amino acids.
UGUUUAUUUUUCUCUAAAUUCGCAAUGUGAUAACUGGACUGUAAAUCCACAUCGGUGAUUCAUUCUCCCAUGUUUUGAGCAUGCUGCUAUGACAAUAAAUAGUGUGUAAGUGAACUAACACUAAUUAGGCUUUACAUCCAACUUUGUGUAACAAAAACAUCCGGCUUUUAUUUAGGACCUCUAGGGCCUACCUAGGCCUAGCAUGCAGUGCCAGUGAACCUUGUUGUUGGACUGUCGGUGCCUGUAGUAGCUACAUCCAUCGAUUCGUACCUGGUAAAAUACAUUGCAGACUGUUAUACCUCAAGGAUUUGUUGCAUAUCUGUUGGGCCUAGCCCUAGAUCAGAAUCCCAUGUCUGGAUUCUUUAAUAUAAAUACAAGUAUACAAAAAAGACAUUAGCACACAUGUUUCGAAAUAAUAAAAGGAAAAUGGCAGAGGAAGAGGAGUUUGUUUUUGUGUCGAGAUCAUGCAGUUUUGAUGGAUCCUUUGAACAGAUUCUUCCUCAAAAAUGGCAGAUAUCUGUCACUGAUGAUCAAGACUCUCUGAGAACGGAACCUUUAAACAAAGAAACUUUUGAAUCUUACCUGGAUGCAGAUGGACGGCUGGUUGAUGAGCACUUACUACGACAAGCAGUAUUUCGUGGUGGAGUUGAAAAUGAGAUUAGAUGCGAUGUCUGGCGGUUUCUUUUUGGACUCUAUCCUUUCCAAUCAACUAGAAGGGAACGUGAAACCAUGAAACUAGAGUACUAUUUUAAAUAUCAAUCUUUGAAGCAAAGAUGGAAAAAAGUACUCAAGUUGUUGAGUCCUCCUGGAUCAGAGGAUGAAUUUGAAAUGCAUAACAAUUACAAGUCAUUAAAAACAGGCCCACAAAGUUCCAAUCAUGCUCUGCAAAUUGACGAAGCCCAACAAGAAAUAUUGAAAUUUCAGGGAGACGUCUACGCAAAUAGACAGCCACUAAGGGAAGAUGAUGCUUCUUCCAUUAAGAAAUAUAUAAGAAUCAUUGACAAAGAUGUCCCUCGAACCGAUAGAGAGCACCCGCUCUUUGCAGGUGACAAGAAUCCAAACCUUACACUUCUUCGUGACAUUCUCAUUACGUUUGCAGUUUUCCAUCCAGAUGUGACAUAUGCUCAGGGAAUGAAUGAUAUUCUAAGUCGGUUUCUAGUAAUCCUCCAAGAUGAAGUGGAGGCGUAUUGGUGUUUUACUUUCUACUUAGAGAAUGUGUACACCGAUUUUCUAGAAUCUGGAAUGACUAGAAAAUUAGAAUUGUUAAGGGAUCUAUUAACUGAGAUAGAUAGUACUUUAACAAAACAUCUGGACACCUUGGAAGUGGGGGAUUUAAUGUUUUGUCACAGGUACUGUGCAAUAAACUAUUAUUGCUUGUUUUGAAUUUUAAAAUUUAAA